UAUUCCAGCGAUGUCAUGAUGCAAACCGAUGUGUACAGAUUUCCUUGCACAGUACCAUCUUCUUGAGCAUGUAUUUUGUAUAACAACACAAACAGAUUAAAGAUCAUUUAAGUAGAUAAGAACUGGUAUGAACAUAUACAGAAAGUCUUCAUGCGUCGUAAGAUGGUUUAAAAAGAUCGACAUGAUGUGUGUCGCAAAUAGGCCUAUUUGGAUCGAUGCUGUACUGUUUUAUUUGACUAAAAAUACAUGCUUAAAAAGAAGUAUUGUUUACAGAGUUACAAGAUGGCCGCUGCAUUAAAAUGAUUAUUAUGAGAUUUACAUUAACUUUGAGUUUACAAAUCAGCAUUACCGAGUUUCUUAGCAAAUAAUGAUCACUGUAGUCGUUUUUUAAUUAAUUUAUUUUUACUUUUAUUGUUUUUUAAUUAAGGGCUGUAAAGUUGAAUGUAAAAGUUGGUUUCAGCCAUUGUUAUUUCUGCUGUUCAUAAUGUUUCACGGAAUUUGCUCAAACCCAUGACAUUUUCUAUCUAUCAGUGAUGAGUUCAUGUUUUUGAGGACAUUUGUGAAGACGAUUAUGUCUCAAAGCAUCAGCAGUUCUCUAAUUGAUGUUGAAGGUUUUUUUUUUUUUUUUGGGGGGGGGGAAACAAAAAUGCAGUAGGCUACUUUGUAACAUCUUUAUUUUUGUUUAUAUAGCCUAAUUUGGUCAUUCUGAAUCUGAAUAACCAAAAUAAUGUUUGAUUUUGAAUUACAAUCACAUGGGAAAUUGUUCUGGAGAAGCACACCUUUUCUCAAUUCUUGCUCUGUGAUGUCAUCUAGUGACGAGAUUUGGUAACUGUGGUGAAAUUCAGUGUCUGUGUUUGGGUGUUCUCUGCAUGUGAUCUGACUGACUCAAAGACCUCCAGCAUCCCUAGAUACUGUGUUUAGCCGAAGUAUGUCUACACUGAGCAAGGAAUCGACAAAUGCAGUUUGGGAAUUGUUCAUGCUUUAGGUCUAAUUUUUAAUGUUCUUUGCUAUUCUUGAUUAGCCUAUUUAACGAUAUUUUGUAUUUCUCUGCUCUUAGAAAUCGACCUUGCACUGAAAUUGUGUAAGGUCCUCGUUAAUAAGCAUUUUCUUUCUUUCUUUCUUUCUUUCUUUCUUUCUUUCUUUCUCGUGGGCUAUGCUAUUAAUAAUACAAUAUAAUACGGAAAGAAAGAGCAGUCUUGUAUCCUCCCAGAGGGUGAGGAAAAACUAAAAUAAUAACAUUUACUUAAGCAGACAUUUAAUAUUCUAAUUAUAACGACAAAGAAUCGCUGCAGUCUUAAGAAUACACGAGAAUGUUCCAGCCGUCCAAGGGAUAACUCGCAACAAUAACGUCAUCGAGUACUUACGUACUGCAGCCUAUCGAUAUUCAAUAAUACCUCUAAAGAUCAAUUUUUAUUAAUUUACAAAACUGAUUAGUGAUUAAUGGUUAGCUUUUUUUCUGAGAGGUUUCCUUUCGCCUUAACUUGAAGGCUUAACUCUUAUAGCCUACGUAAUAAUUUAAGUAUUACAAUUCAAAGAAUGUUUAAUUUAUACUUUUUUUUUUUUUUUUUUUAAAUACAUUUUUAUAUUUCAAGGACACUAGACAUUACAAUUUGUAUAUAAAAUGUAAACCAUGUAAUUGUGUUAUAGGCUAAAACUUUGACGUUGUCUAUUUCAAACAAGACGACAACAAUGAACAACAUGGGCAGGACUGAAUUUAAAAUGGAAAGGUGCAGCCUAUUUUUUUAAUCGUGGAUUAUUGAGUUUGUAUUUUUCUUCUAUUUACCAUUAAUGCAUGUUUUUAGUGAUAUGUGAAAAUUGCUUGUUUUAUGUUGAUUGUGGUUAGCCUACAUAAUGUAUUGCUGAAGCAGGUUUUCAUGAUGAGUUCACUAAAUAUUCUUUAUAUGUUGCACAUCUUGAGAAAGUUACACAAUAUUCCGAUAAACAACGUGAAAGCCAUUCUGUACGGUAAGAUUUUCGAUAGAUAGAUAGAUGGAUAGAGAUGGAUGGAUUUUAAUUGUUUGGAAUGAUUUGGAAGGCCUUUUGAAAAUGCGUCCAAGGUUAUACAGUCUUUGUAAAUUAGCGUAGUCAAGUUGUGUCUGUGUCUAUGUGCUGGGUGAUUUUUUUUGUUUUAUAGCAAGAGAAUGCGCUGUAUGUGUAAACAACGAUGGUAUUAGACUAAAGAGGGUAAAGGUCAGUACAAGUUCGUGUUGGAGAGUGAGAAUCAGUCUGUGCGUCUCUGAAAUUGUCUCGUGCACCUGAAUUGAGCCAAUUAGAUGUCGGCAUACAGAUUUUCAAAAAUUUGAGCACUGGACAUUUGUGAAUGAAGACAGUCGAAAUGAAAAUGACGUGCAAUUACACACUUGUGAGGUUUGCGUAAUAUUUCGUUAAAAAAUAGAAAAUGUGGCGGGAAAAUUAAUUAUUAAUCACAUACUCAUAUAAAGUAAUUAUUUAUUGAUUUUAUCGCAUUUUAGAUUUCCUUUUUUAUCCUUUUCUUUUUCUUUUUGCGGUAAACGGAGAAAAACACUUGCGUCUGAGUGUUUAGAUAUGCCCUGGGGAUUCCAUUCUGUGCAACAAGAGGGCCCCCACCACACGUUAUCCUGUUGUCAGAAGUGCUCAGGAUUGGUCAGGCACUGAUCAGCUGGUCCGUUUCCCCGCGGUCUCAGAUUGGCACCUCGCCACCCCCCUUCGGCUAAAACCAAAUCUCAGAUAAAGUAAUGGCAAAAACCACUUGGACUAUAAAACACAACAAAUCAUAACACUCGGACAAUAACACUGGCCACCCCAUGAGUUCCUAUUUCGUCAACUCAACUUUUCCCGUGUCUCUACCCGGAGGACAGGAGUCUUUCUUGGGUCAGAUACCGUUAUAUUCCUCUGGAUAUACAGAUCCUUUAAGACAUUAUCCAAGCGCUACGUUCGGAGCUACCAAUGUCCAGGACAAGGUUUACACCUCAUCGUAUUACCAGCAAGCUGGGGGCGUUUUUGGGAGAAGCGGAUCCACCAGUGCUUGUGACUAUACAACACCCAACAUUUACCGAACCGCUGACCGCUCGUGCGCUAUCGGAGGUCUGGAAGACUCGCUGGUCCUAACCCAGGACCAGUGCAAGACGGACUGCACUGAACAGGGUACAGAGAGAUAUUUUAACAGUGAAGACAAACCGUGUACCCCGGUUUACCCGUGGAUGCAGAGGAUGAACUCGUGUAAUGGAAUGCCUGGUAGCACUGGCCGCAGGGGUCGUCAAACCUACACUCGGUUUCAGACUCUUGAACUGGAAAAGGAGUUCCACUUUAACAGAUAUUUGACCAGAAGGAGAAGAAUUGAAAUAUCGCACGCUCUCUGUUUGACGGAACGUCAGAUAAAGAUAUGGUUCCAAAACCGUAGAAUGAAAUGGAAAAAGGAGAAUAAAGUGAUGAACUCCGCAAAGGGCAGCGAAGAGGAGGAUGGUGGAAAGGCGGGGUAAAUGUUAAAAAGCAGCUUAUGACGAAGCUCUGGAAACAUUGUACAUAACACGUAGCCUGUAGUUUGAAUUAAUAAGUAAUGGUCUGUCCAACAAGAAAAAACUACCUAAUAAGUUUUAUGUUGCCCUAAAAAGCUUCAAGAGAGACUUUCUUUUUUCAUAAAAACAGGCGUCUAAAUCACCUUUGUGAAGACGGUAAAAGAUCUAUGGGAGGUGCUUUUACCACAAUUAUAUAUUUUGCGGUAUUUGGCCUAUCUAAACUAAUAAGACAAAUGCUUUCUCGCUCUUUGAACAUUCUAAUGCCUAUAAUUUGAAAGAAAACACAAGUUUAUGUUUAAACUUCAGGAUUAAAGGUCUUACAUUGACUGUGUGUUUCAAUCCAUGUUGUGUGCUAGAAAAAGAAGAAAAUGGGACAUUUUGAUGCUUAAUUUAUUGGGUCGUCACUUUUGUGUAUGUGUAUGUGAAUGCACUAAGAAUAAUACGUUAUCAUACUUUGUUAGCAAUGUCAUUUUGUCAAUAAAAUGAUUGUUUAACAA
Messenger RNA from Ctenopharyngodon idella (grass carp), 3991 nucleotides. It is a transcript of the gene hoxb6b, whose product is annotated as homeobox B6b. The coding region runs from base 2784 to 3458 and encodes 224 amino acids. The record is from RefSeq and is a predicted model, not a curated record. Gene Ontology annotation, cellular component: nucleus. Lineage: Eukaryota; Metazoa; Chordata; Actinopteri; Cypriniformes; Xenocyprididae. The transcript has 2 exons. Gene Ontology annotation, molecular function: DNA-binding transcription factor activity, RNA polymerase II-specific; RNA polymerase II cis-regulatory region sequence-specific DNA binding. Gene Ontology annotation, biological process: regulation of transcription by RNA polymerase II; anterior/posterior pattern specification.